This is a messenger RNA of Durio zibethinus, 1433 nucleotides long. Lineage: Eukaryota; Viridiplantae; Streptophyta; Magnoliopsida; Malvales; Malvaceae. The record is from RefSeq and is a predicted model, not a curated record.
ACCCUUCUCCAGCAUCAGAACUUCAUAAAAUUUGGAUCCUCUACUUCCUCGACCUUCUUCUUCCUAUGCUCCCUCAUUUUAAUGCGCCACGUGGGUUGCCAUCAAUUUCGCAAAAAACGAAAAAAAGCCAUUGCCAAUGGACACUCUUUCAGGGUUUGCUUUCACUAUCAAUUGCAGCAGUUCUGCAUUUACAAGAUUCUCUCCCCUUCUUCCACCUCAAACACCCCUUUCCAGAAGAACCCCAACUGUCUUUGUUUUGAAAACAAGCUCUCGUUCGGGGGGUGAACUAGUAGAUGAGGAUGUUCUGCAGAUGUUCUUCAAGGAUAGAGAAAUAAAUGGAGAUUUUAUUUCCAAAGCUUCUGACAUGCUGUGGCAGAGAGAGGUUGCGAAAGUUGUUGAUGCUGAUGCCAGCGAACCUGCUGACACUACUCAGCAAGCAGAGCAGGUUAUUGGAAGUGAUGAUGAUGACGGUGGACUUUUGAAGCUGUCAAGAACUCAGGAAUGGUUAUUAGGUGACAAUUCUGCACCAAGGAAUAAGACAGUCAUUGCCAAGGUGUUGCGGGAUGACAGUGAAAAAAGGAAGAAACUGAGCCUUCUUAAAUAUGAAGCUCUCAAGAGGGAAUUGAUGCUUUUAUCAGUUGGAAUUGGAACCGCAUGCUGUGUCUAUUGUUUGAUAGUGUUAUCAGUUCAGGCUGCUGUUAGUUAUGCAGUAGGGGUUCUUUUCAGUUGCUUAUACCUCCAGCUCCUAUGUCAACAUGUGGACAACCUAUCAAAGGAAAUGGUUCCUCAGAUUUUCAUGCAAAAGAAAUCAAAAAAAAUAGGAAUAAGAAGUGAGGACUUGCAGGUCUUCUUUGAGACAGCAAUUAAGGGUAGUGGCAUUGCUCUUUCUUCUCCAAGACUAGUGAUCCCAGCUGCUGUAUAUGGAUUGUGGAUCAUGUCCCAUAAAUUUUUGGGCAAUGAUUUCUUUGAUUUACAGCUUGUGCCUGCAAUGCUUGGGAUGUUUGCCUACAAAGCAGCUGCUCUCGGUCAAGUAUACAGAGAUAAUGAAGACCUGCAGUUUGUCUUUCCAGAAAAUGAGUAUAGUUGGAAAUUCAGUCACCUUUUGUCCCAUUGGAAUACAUUGGGAUGAUUCCAACAAGAAAGCUGUCCAAACAGGAUUAGUGGAAUAAUGUGGUUACUACUUUCCUGGGCUGGCGCCGGCAGGAUUGUGGGGCAUACAUUAGCUUGCAAGUUUCAAUGACUAUGGAAUGCUAGCAAGACUGUAAGUUCAUUUGGCGGUAUUGAUGCUUUAUAUAUAUUUCUAAUUUCCAAGAAUGAUGCUCGAAAUCCAUGCAUUUUAGUAACAUGAUAAUUGCCAGUGAGAACCAUUCAUGAUCAUAUGAUGUUGAAUAAUCAAUUUAGAGGAAAAGUUCUUUUAGGAAUUCUGUUUAAAA